Messenger RNA from Lachnellula hyalina, 1176 nucleotides. RefSeq lists its product as uncharacterized. The transcript has 3 exons. Gene Ontology annotation, cellular component: nucleus; Ino80 complex. Lineage: Eukaryota; Fungi; Ascomycota; Leotiomycetes; Helotiales; Lachnaceae. The coding region runs from base 1 to 1176 and encodes 391 amino acids. Gene Ontology annotation, biological process: chromatin remodeling. The record is from RefSeq and is a predicted model, not a curated record.
AUGGCGGACACCGAAAGCCCCCUGGCGCGCGACACGAUUAUGGGUGACGAUGGAAUUAUAGAUCAAGAGAAGAUACAAGAUGCGAAGCCAAAAUACAAAUCAUUCAGGAACCAAGAGAACACCUCUGACAUGCCGUCAAACAGGAAGAAGUUCCGCAAGAUGAUGCACGUUUUCGAUGAGAAGAUGCAUCACAGCAAUUCGUUAUACAUGCGGGAGCAUCAAGCUGAAGUGAAGGCUAAAAAGCUCGCACAAGAUAAUGAUCGACUCCUAGAUCUGCUACUCGAUAUCAACGACUCAGCACAAAUCGCCGCUGACAAACGCUUCGACCUCAGCGCCAGCACACCAGCUCUCUCAGCCGUUCCACCCUUAGUUAGCGACGAUGACCUCGCCGCACUCUCAAUACUCCAAUCCCCCAAGGGCCAACGACUCGCGGAGGAAAUCCAGGUCAUGGUCAAAGAUAAAGAAACUGCGAAACGGCAUUCCAUACAAAGCGGCCUCAAACCACCAAGACCCCUCUCCCAUCUCAUGGCCACAGUUCCCCACCUCACAACUGCCAGCCCGAACGUCUCUUCCGACCUCCUAUCCUCCCUCGAAACCCCCGAAGGUCAUGAAGCGCCGUUCUCCUACCUUACACCCGACCAACUUGAUGAAUAUAUAGAAGAAAUCGAUGCUCAGAUCGGGAAUGGACCACCUGUGCCACGCAAGAAGGACCAGCCGGAUGUUCAGCUCCGAAACCCGAAUAGCGCGUAUAAUUGGUUGCGCAAACACAGACCGGACUGCUUCCUUCAAGAUGGCGAAGGUAGCGAGAAAGCACACGGGAAGCCAGGCGCGUUGCGUGGCGCAGGAAAAAGAGCGAGUCUUCCAGUACCAAGUAAGCCCGAUGCGCUAGAAUUCGUGGAGGAGGAUGGGAUGGGGUAUGAUGCUUCGUUAGCGGGGCCUGGCACAGGAGGCAAGGGCAAGCGUAAAAGGGAAGAUGGUGAUGAUGGGGCGUAUCAUCCGAAGAGUGGAAGGGUUGAUGAAUCGGGUGCGAAAGUCAAGAAGCCGAGACAGGCGAGAAAGAAGAAGAGUGAAGGGUCUGAUGAAGUACCGAAUCCUAAGGGAUCGAGGAAGAGUAAAAAGGCAAGGGCCUCCAGCUCAGGUAUUCCUGAAGAGCCUUCUGAGCUUGCGCCUGCUUAG